This is a messenger RNA of Stegodyphus dumicola, 2320 nucleotides long. RefSeq lists its product as uncharacterized. NCBI's taxonomy places the organism in Eukaryota, Metazoa, Arthropoda, Arachnida, Araneae, Eresidae. The record is from RefSeq and is a predicted model, not a curated record. Gene Ontology annotation, biological process: signal transduction.
CUUGCGUCUCUAAAGCGCAGACUCGUUGGACUUGAUGUGCAGAAUCGUUCAUAGAUGAACCUUAUUCCGAAAGUGAAAUCGGUUUGCCUGAGCAUAUCAUCGGCGAUGCGCACGUGCAGGGUUCGAGUGUAUCGAGAUUUUAAUGAUAUGAAUGGCAGUCACGAAGCUCAUAAUAUUAUUGGAAUUCGGUUGAUUCCAGAUGGAGGUGUUGUCCAGCUUGAUAACAGAAAUUUAUCUUAUCAAGAUGGAAUAAUAGGUUCUAUAAUUUGCUCUGAUUUAUCUAUGUUGGUCCAAGAUUUUCGUGACCUCUUAAUAGCAGAGCUUUCUGAUUUACCUGAAGAAUUUCGCUUCUUGUCAAAAAAUGGGUUCCCAAUUCAAAGCACUGAAGAAGCUAAGAUUGAAGUUCUCGAAAUAAUUAAUUAUAAUUUGAUUACAGUCCAAAGACAUUUUGAUGACAAGAUAUGGAAAAAAAAAUGCUACUGCUAUGUUCUGUAGUUUCAUGUGCAGUUCUAAAAAGUGGGAAAAACAAAAGUGCUGCCUCUUUUUUUGAAAUGCUGAAAGAGGGCUCUGAAUUGCACGUGUGUACUUGUAUUGGUGGAUUAGCCAAGCGAAGACAAAACUGAGUGAUUUGGUUGCUGUAUUUCACUAUGUUACAAUAUAUUAACUAUGUUACAAUAUAAUUUGCAAGUCGUAAUAUACAGUAUUAUAACUUACAAAUUCUUUAUUUCCUUAAAAAAAAAAAAAAAAUUUUUUUUUGAGGCUGGGGACAAACUAUGGUCAACUAAAUCUGUGGAAUAUGGGAAGACAGUUGUAGUGAGUGUGUAUUUUAUUCAUCACCUUGGAUUGGUAUUCUCUAUAUUUAAAAACAGAUAUGUCAGUAUAUUGAACAUAACAUUUUUGCCUGUGAUGUGUUUUAAUUUGUGUGCUUUUAUGUAGUUUGUUUAUUAUCUUUUCAGUUUUAUAUAUUUUAAUCAUAAAAAGAGUUUGUGAUUGAGUGGAUUUUUGUUACCUUGCUAUUUUACAUAUGCUGUUUCUUUCAGUUUAAUCUAUUAUUGUUCAUUUGUAAUAUUUGUGAAAGCAUUUGGUUUUUCAUUUAUGGAUUUAAAUCAGACAUGGCCAAACUGCGGCUCUCCCACACCCUAACUGUGGUUCGUGAUCCCUUGCGAUCUGAAAUGCAACUUGUUUUGAAUAAAUAUGGUUUAAUUUUUUUUAAUACAAAUGGAAUUAAAAUAGAAAUCAUGCAGUGGCACGUUUCUUUAUCAAUCACUAAUUUAAUUUCUGAUAUUAUGUAUGUAAAAAUUUGUUAGGUUCAAACUGUUCACUGCUGACUUAUCAUCAGAGCAGCAAAUACAUAAAAUUACAAGUAAUUCCAUUUCUGGCAAUUACUAUUCUGGUUAUGUUACUUUUUGAGCUGGUAAUGGUCAUUGGAAUACACUAAUGCAAAGUUAAUCUAAAAUGCAAUGCUAAUAUUGUUAUUUAAUUAUUGUGCAUAUCUUUUCUCUCAAGUUAAUUUAACUUCAGGCAGUAUCUGCUUACAUUCCUGUAUGAUCCCAUUGUUCAGAACAUUUGUGAUCCACCUGGAAGAUUUGCUAUUUGUUGUAGGGUACUACAAGUAGUUUUAUUCAGUCCUUGAAUAGCGUUAGUAACUGCUGAAGAAAACUAUUUCGCCUUGCAAUCCAUAUAGAGCUCUUUUAAUCUGUGAAUGAAUUUUACGAGGAUUUUAUUUUUGGUGGAGUGAACUUUCAGCAUCUUACUUGGUUAGGAGAUUUGUCUCAAUUUUCUGCCGAACUCCUUCAAAAUUAAUUUCCUAUCCUUAAGCAGUCAGGAAUUUUUGUGCAAUUGCUUCAUAGAUUUCUGCAGUCUUUCAUAAUAAUAUUCUUAAUGAACACUUUUCUCACAUGAAACUCUAGCGUAUCCAUGAACUACUAGAUUUAUUAGCAAUAGGCUAUGUAUGUCUAUAAUUAUCGUAACAAUUCAAGAGGUGGUUUCUAGAAUUUUCGAUGAUAUGCAUGAACUUUGUUAUCUAUGUCCCAAAUUAUCAAGACAAUUCAAGAGAUAGUUUCAAGAAUUUUCAAUGAUGCACACGAACUUUGUUAUCUAGGUCCAAAAUUAGCGCAAUGAUUCAAGAGAUAGUUUCGAGAAUUUUCAGUGAUGAGCUUGAAUUUCAUUAUCGGGACAAUUCGAGAGUUAGUAUCCAGAAUUUUCAGUGAUGUGCUGUGUACUGAUUAUUAAAAAAUUCUGGCAGAUUCCGUUUGAUAUCACACUGAAAUACUGUAUGAGUCAGGGCCAUGAUGAGAGAGAUUGAUUAUAUAAAUACCAC